AACCACGAAUAUUGAUAAGCUUCAGAUUGAACUUGUGCACCAUCUUAUCAAAACAUUUUCGAUCGAUACCUAACGCAAUUUGACGAUAAAAUUUGAAAACAUUUCCUAGUACACUCAGUUAAGUGAAUUAUGCUCAUAAGUAAUUUUGAGAAACCUCCAAAAAAGUUAUUUUCCCACAAUGAAGUGCAUACUGAGCGAAUUUUGGUGCUGUCUACUUAUCGUGCUUUUUUCAAAUACCAACUCAGAAAAAUAUAAGGACACAAACGCCAAGAUCUUCGAAGAACACCAAAUUGUACCUCAUUUACUGCCUAGUAAUCCGGAAGAACUUUGCACAGUGAUUUAUGAACCGAAUCUAAUCAUUGCUACCGGCCAGCCAUAUUACAUGUACCAAGUACAGGGUAUACCUCAGAUUAUAUGGGAUUUCAGCGUUGAAAAAUAUUACACAGUAAUAAUACUUGGUGCAAUUCAAAACGAAAUUCGGUACCCUUCAACAACAGCUCCCGAAUUAAAAAAUGAAACCGAUGGUAUAAAACCUCCCGUACAAUCGUGGCAUCAUUUGGUUAUCAGUGAUAUUCGUAAAAAUAACGUUCAGUCUGGAACAAUAAUACAAUCUCUCAAUGUCAAUCAUGGAAUCCAACCGAAUGAAACACAUAAACUAGUAUACGUAUUUGCAGUUUAUGAGCAACCUAAAAAGCUCAACCUUCAAGUCGAUAAUGGAGACAAUUCGCCCAACAAAUUACUCGAACGUUACUUCACUCCGUUAUCAAAUUAUGUCCAAAACUUUAAAGACAGUAUCUUGAUAUCUGCUAACUUUUUUUACGCUGUUCGUAAACCGAAAGGUCUAGUUCUCGAUUCUUCUCCUGUGAGAUUUCUGGAUCCUUUUGCAUAAACUGGAAUCCUUCCAGAAUAACAUGUAUACGUUUUUCAUUUCAAUAUAUUUUUGGACAUGAAAA
Planococcus citri (citrus mealybug) is the source of this 953-nucleotide messenger RNA. Its product is annotated as protein D1-like. Lineage: Eukaryota; Metazoa; Arthropoda; Insecta; Hemiptera; Pseudococcidae. The transcript is spliced from 6 exons. The coding region runs from base 179 to 889 and encodes 236 amino acids. The record is from RefSeq and is a predicted model, not a curated record.